AUGCUGGAUAAGACGAGUCCAACAAUUGGGCAUUCCAGAGGACGAAAGAAAUCCCCGGGGCCAAACGACAAAGGCCCAGAAACCAAGACGUUCAUGGGCGACCCUAUAGCUACGUCGUCGCCCGAACCGAGCACCUUUAUGGGAGACCCUGUAGCUACGUCCUCGCCAGAACCAAGCACCUUCAUCGGCGAGCCGGUGGCUUGGUCGUCCCCGGAGCCAUUGCCAGCGUCAUCGAAGCUAUCUAUUUCGGAGGCAGGACCAGCGAGUGUUACGGCAACGGAAGCUUUAUCUUGGAGGUCUUCCGGAGUUUCGACACUGUUGGAUAUGCAAACCACGGCGAGUUCCCUGGCGUUGCACACAAUCACGGCGGCAACGACGGUGGAAAGACUGGUUACGACUACGGAUAUGUCGAUUGUUGAGUCCAAUUCGGAUCGGCCUCCGGAGUUGGAUGCGAAACCUUCUUCUUCGUCUCAGCCGAGCAUGAAUGGGAAUGCAAAAUUCGCCAUUAUAUCUGCUGUCUCUGUGAUACUACUGUUGGCGAUAUUCGUAGGCAUUCUAUGGUGGAGGAUAAGGAGGAAAAGAGUAAAGAAGUCUCCUGAAGCGUGCGAUUCUGCGCAGAAGCAGAACGCGGAGAUUGUUGAACUAGGUGUGGAAGGACAUGCCGUUGUAGAGAUGGAUGCAGGGGGUUGCCCUAGACCGGGGAUUAAGGAGCUGGACGGGAACGGGACGAUGCAGGAGAUGUACGGUGCGUCGAAGAUUGUCAAUGGUGGAGAUAGCUGUACGAAAGUAGGGGAUACAACUGCAGGUCUAUCGGGCUAG
Molecule: messenger RNA, 819 nt
Organism: Westerdykella ornata
Lineage: Eukaryota; Fungi; Ascomycota; Dothideomycetes; Pleosporales; Sporormiaceae
Exons: 1
Coding region: 1-819 (272 amino acids)
Source: RefSeq, a predicted model, not a curated record